Molecule: messenger RNA, 1647 nt
Organism: Saprolegnia diclina VS20
Lineage: Eukaryota; Oomycota; Saprolegniomycetes; Saprolegniales; Saprolegniaceae
Exons: 3
Coding region: 41-1624 (527 amino acids)
Biological process (GO): activation of store-operated calcium channel activity; intracellular calcium ion homeostasis; store-operated calcium entry
Cellular component (GO): plasma membrane; endoplasmic reticulum
Molecular function (GO): calcium ion binding; protein binding; calcium channel regulator activity
Source: RefSeq, a predicted model, not a curated record
UUCAGAUUGGCCUCGGAGCUCGCAAUUGGACCACAAACCCAUGCGAUCCAGCAGCCUCCUUGCAGGCGUCGUCUUGGCGCUCGCAGCGCUCGGCGCCGCCGACGAGCAGCAGCAUGCCAUGGAAGACAUUGACCAGGAUGGCAUCAUGGGCACGGACGAGCUCUCGGACCUGCGGGCGAAGCUGCAGCACGCCUUUGACGUCGACAACAGCGGUCGCCUCGAGAAGGACGAAAUGCGCACGGUGCUUGAGGUCGAGCAUGUUUCGCGCGAGUUCAACCAGCUCGAUGCCAACGCCGACUCGUACAUCUCGGUUGCGGAGCUCGAGUCGCGCUGGGACGAGCUUGGGUCCGAGAUGACCGUUGAAGAGGUGGCCGACUGGGUCUCCUACUCGGUCCAGCUGCCGCAGUACUACGACAACUUUCGCAAGCACUUUGUGUCGGGCUACACCUUUCCGCUGCUCAUGGACAAGAACGGCGAGCGGCUCAAGGACCUCGGUGUCUCGUCCAGCUUGCACCGACACCAGCUUGCGCUCAUGAUGAAGCGCAAGAUCGCAGGCGUUGGGAAAGUACCGCUCACGGCGCAGGAGCCGUCGUGCCGGGUGAGCCAAAAGCCGUCCCGCGCGCCCAAGUACAAGCUGUCGUGGAAGGCCAUCGACGAGCGCCCGUCGCCGUCGUACCAGGUCCAAGUCCAGCGCAACAACGUGUGGGAGACAGUAUUUUUCGGCAAGCAGACGAGCUACAGCGAGACGGCGACCGAAUACGACGACUUUCGCAUCACAGCGUGGAACGCCUUUGGCCGCAGCCUGCGUGUCGAGCUCGAGUGCCCCGCGGUGCCGUCGGCGAUGCCCUUGACUCGUGGCGUCUCGCCGGUGGAGCCCCAGGACGUCGUUAGCGACGACGAUGUAUCGUUCUUUGGCCUUCUCAAGGCCUACCUCUGGUGGCUCGACGAGGUGCUCCUCAUGGGCGCGCUCAUCUUCUUCCCGAUGCGCGCGUACAUUUAUGGCGACGUCAACUUUCUUCUGCGCGUCUUCCGCCGGCUCCCGCCUCUCUCGCCGACGCGCGUCGUCGUCGAGGUCGAGCACGAAGACCCGGCGAACCCGUCGCUGACCGAAGCCCGCGUCCGCGUGUCGUGGGAAAAGCCGGUCGAGAACGGCGUCCCGAUUGUGUGCUACUGCGUCCGGUACACGGACGAGAAGGACAACCACCAGUACCUCAAGAUGACGUCGCUGCCGCUGCCGACCGUGUGCCGCCUCUCGCCGCUGCGGUAUGGCGAAACCUACAAGUUUGUCGUCGAGGCCACGAACGCGUUUGGGCUCAAGUCGCGCUCGUCGCAGUCGACGUACAUGGUGAGCCUCCCCGUGCGCACGGCGCCCGCGACGCUCGACAAGAAGCGCUCGAGCGUGCUCCGCAACCAGUGCUACCUCUGCGCCGACCCGACGAUGCCCAAGACUGCGGCCAUGGAGUUUCUCGACGCGCUCAUUUUGCACUUUUGCUCCAAGUGCGACCGCGAGUUUUGCCAUGCACACCGCCGGUACACCAACCACAGUCGCGCCAUGAGCUGCCCGGCCGUGAACGGCAAGUGCGUCUGCUACCGCUGUGAAUACGUCAAGCCCGAACACAAGUAAUAAUCCAUCGUCCUUCUACACUA